AUGGCUAGUAAUUCAUCCCGAAAUGAUAAUUUAGAUUUGAACCGUAUUUUAAGUAAAAGUUUAAGAGAUAUGUUUGAAAAUAGUUCAGAAACAUCUCUAGGUUAUCGUGUUUUGGCCAUGACGAAUGUGAACGAUUGGGAUAAAUUUGAAAAGGAUAUGAAUAAAAAUUGUUUGGCUUUAAAUGCAAAAUUAGACUAUGAUCAUUCAUCAAUUGACAGCGCAUCGUCUUCAGAAUUAUGCUCGUCUGCUUCUCAAAUAACACUUGCUCCGUCAACUUACUUUGAUGCUCUGAAACCAUUGACGUGCGAUAGCCAAGCAUCAAUUUUGUCAUCAUCUCAACAUGUCCAACAGCAACAAGGUACAUUAUCAUUUGAAUAUUCUCAAAGUGAUAGUUCAACUGAGUAUUUCGAUCGUCUUGGUAAAUGUGGAUCUAGUCAACAAUCGCACGAACACCCGAAAAGUCCAUUCUCGCAAUUAGUUAAUUAUUUUCCAUUUACUCAAGAUACAACAGCAAAUCAACCGCCUAAAAGUGAUUUUGAUCGAUUAGGCGAACUAUAA
Molecule: messenger RNA, 558 nt
Organism: Didymodactylos carnosus
Lineage: Eukaryota; Metazoa; Rotifera; Eurotatoria; Philodinida; Philodinidae
Source: the annotation of a GenBank genome assembly